UUUUUUUUUUUUUUUUUGAAAGCUGUCUGCAACAUAGAUAGCAAAAGACGUACAUAACCCGUCUCCUCUUCCACAAUGCAGUGAACUUUGAAGGCAGUGUUUUCUCGAGUUCUCUUUUGGUAGUGGGUUAUAGUCGUAGUCAAUGUAUGGGUCACGUAAAAAUCCGCCCAUCCUCGACGUGCUGGGUCGAGCAAAAACUCCACCAUUAAAACAGAAGUAUACACGGACGUUUCCCAGGCAUUUCAGUAAGUAGAUUCUGGUUGCUCUAUAACCCUUGCCUGUUGGAGGCUGUAGCUCUGUCACUGGUGUUGGAGCCUGUAGAAGGCGAGCUAACCGUCUCCUGUAAGGGAGAGGUGGUUUUGGCCAUAGCCGGGUAUAAUAAAGGGGUCCCUGAAGGAUGUAACAGCGUUAUAUGAGCUCUCUACGGAGUAUUUGAAGAAGAAGAAGAAGAAGAAGAGAAAGAGGGAGGGUGGCCUCAGGGAUAGAUACUUAUACCUCGAGCUGCCGGGUUAAUGCGGGGAGUGACAGCCCCUGAGCCGUCACUACCAGACAGCGGCCUGCAGUGACUCGCCUAUUCACUCGGUCAGCAGCCAGCCAGCAGUUGUUCGUAUAUCUUAGUGAGGUAGCAGCUGGUUAGUCUGUCAGUUUGGAGUGAGCUUGCCUGCUGGUGCUGGAUUUGAAUACGGCGACGCUGACUGGCUGCUCCAGGGAUGACAAGCCGGACCAAAACUGUGAAACGGCGCGAGGGAUGAUGCAAUAAUGUUUUGCGAUGCUGCUCGUCCGGUCCUCCUCCUCCUCUCCAGCUUGCCAACACCAGGAAAAGCGGGCAUACAGGCCAAUUAUAGACCGAGAUAACGCUGCUGCGAUGGCCUCUGCAACUGGCAUUCCGGAAGAGCGGGCGUCCGCCCUGCCAGGCGGCGUCGAGAACGAGCCGCUGCUCGGGGAACCGGGCACAGUGACCCAGCGCGAGGACCAGAGCAUCUUCACCAACCUGAUUACCGGGACUGCGAGCCUGGCGCAGGUUGGGAUUCUGAUCAAUGUUGCCCUCGUCUGGUCCGGGAUUUUCACUCACGACCUCAUCUUCUUCUCGCCGCACCCGCUCCUCAACUCUGUCGGAAUCCUGCUCACUGUGCAGGCAAUCCUCGUCGUACAGCCAACCAGGACCCCCCAGCAGAAGCAAGCCGGUGCUCUCACGCACUUUGGAUUCCUCGCCGUCGCAAACCUGGCCUUCAUCUCGGCCCUCAUCAUCAUCGAGAUCAACAAGCAGAGCCACCCGGAAACCCGUUUCUCCUCUGUCCAUGGAAUUCUCGGCCUGAUAACCUACAUUAUCAUCCUCCUGCAGUCGGCCGUCGGUGUUGCGCAGUACUUCUUCCCAGAGACCAUCUUUGGCAGCGUCGAGAACGGAAAGAAGAUAUACAAAUGGCACCGUGUGAGCGGAUACGUACUCUUCGUCUUGGAAUUGGCAGUAGUUAUAGCUGCUACAAAGACGGAUUAUAACGUCAAGACCCUGCAUAUUGGAUUCUGGCCAGUCAUCAUUUCAGCAUUUCUUACCUUUGCCGGCGUCGUUGCGAGAGUCAAAAGGUACAAGCUGCCGGCUUUCUUACGAGGAUCGACUUCUGCACCAAGAAUAUAA
Trichophyton rubrum CBS 118892 is the source of this 1633-nucleotide messenger RNA. RefSeq lists its product as uncharacterized. The transcript has 4 exons. The record is from RefSeq and is a predicted model, not a curated record. Gene Ontology annotation, molecular function: transmembrane monodehydroascorbate reductase activity. Bases 770 to 1633 code for a protein of 287 amino acids. NCBI's taxonomy places the organism in Eukaryota, Fungi, Ascomycota, Eurotiomycetes, Onygenales, Arthrodermataceae.